Molecule: messenger RNA, 576 nt
Organism: Penicillium vulpinum
Lineage: Eukaryota; Fungi; Ascomycota; Eurotiomycetes; Eurotiales; Aspergillaceae
Exons: 1
Coding region: 1-576 (191 amino acids)
Molecular function (GO): oxidoreductase activity
Source: RefSeq, a predicted model, not a curated record
AUGUCUCCAAUCACAGGUUCCAACAUCCUGGUCAUUGGCGGCUCGUCUGGGAUUGGAGCUGCGGUAGCCAAGCCGGCCGCCAGCGAGGGGGACGUUCAAGUCUCGAUUGCCUCGUCCAAUCUCGCCCGUGUGGAAAAGACCGUCCAAAGGAUCCAAACUGACGUGCCAAAUGCCCAGAUCAAGGACUACACAGUUGAUGUCAGUGGGGGUGACGCCGAGUCUCGCCUAGAGAAACUAUUUGCGGAGGUUACGGCGGGAACGGGCCGUCCCCUCGACCACCUCGUCUAUACCGCUGUCAAUCUCGAGUUGAUAUUCCUCCAAGACGUGACCAUCGACUUCCUGCGCGGUGAUGGACAGUUUUUGGUCUUUGUGCCGCUUCUCAUCGCCAAGGUUGCCCCGCCCUUUAUGACCAAAAGCUACCGAUCAUCCAUCACGUUCAGCACUGGUCGUAUUGCGGAGAAACCCAUGAAAGGAGCGGCGGUAAUGGCGGGCUGGGCUGCAGCCUUGUUUGGAGUUACGCGUACCCUUGCGCUUGACUUGGCCCCAUUCGGGUCAAUGUUGUCAGUCCCGGAAUAA